Molecule: messenger RNA, 1266 nt
Organism: Cherax quadricarinatus
Lineage: Eukaryota; Metazoa; Arthropoda; Malacostraca; Decapoda; Parastacidae
Product: CDGSH iron-sulfur domain-containing protein 3, mitochondrial
Cellular component (GO): mitochondrion
Molecular function (GO): 2 iron, 2 sulfur cluster binding
Source: RefSeq, a predicted model, not a curated record
CACACGGCCCCUGGACCGCCUCUCACACACGGCCCCUGGGCCGCCUCUCACACACGGCCCCUGGACCGUGGUAACCCAUCAAUACCAACAGUAACAACAAUGGCAGCAACACUCAGGGUGCUACAGCCGGGUUUCCUUCACUACCGACAACUAUCAUGUAGUGCUGUUGCAUAUAGAAAAAUCAUUAAAGGCCCUGACAUAGAAUUGAAAGAAAGACUGUGGCAGCUGGAGUUUCAUCAAAAGGAAAAGGGAAUUGUUUAUGACAAAAAACCCUUUAGAAUUACAAUAAAAGCAGGCAAAAAGUACUUGUGGUGUGCUUGUGGACAAAGCAAAUCACAGCCCAUGUGUGAUGGUACACACUUGAAUACACAACUGAAAAUCAAACUUAAGUGUCUGGUGUUUAAAGCCCCAGAAACUAAAGAGGUGUGGCUCUGCAACUGUAAGCAGUCCAGAAAUCCUCCAUUUUGUGAUGGCACACACCGUAGUGAAGAAGUUCAACAAGCCAUCAAGGAUUAAUAGUGUGAUGAGAGUGGAAAAUCUCGAAUCAUUCCAGUCUCAUGUAUUCAGAACAUUGAAUCAACCAUACGGGGUUAGCAAUUAUUUGUGUCUGUAAUAAUAAUAACCCAGAAAACCAGAGGUGGGAAAUGCAGUGCAUGCAAACUGAAGAAGGAAUGGGAUGUUGCAGUUCAGAAGGUCAUUUGAAAUGUGAUGUCAAUAUGUUUCUGGUAAGACAGUGACUGAAUAAAUGAGGGUGAAAGAGUUUCCUGCUUUUCGGGUCUCCCUACCUUGGUGGGAGACUGCCAGUGUGUUAAAAUAAUAAAUGCAGAGUUAUUCUAAUUUACAACUAUAUAAAAAAAUAUCUGCAUACUGUACUCCUUUAAUGUCAUAAGCAGUGGUUCAAAAUUUAGGAAUAGUUUGUUGAUAUUUAAAGUUCUGACACUCAUACUUCUAACAGAAACAGACAUAAGUUCCUCUGCAAUUUGGUGGAUUUGUUCUACCUUGCCUAAGAACGGUUAGCUAACUUCCCUUUAGGUUGCAGUUCAUGUGCUUUUAACAGAUGCAUAUGGUAAAUAUUUCAUUUGGAUCUUGAUUCUCCUUUUAUAGUCAAGAAAUAGUCUGAAUGAAUGUGAAAUCUCUCCUUUAAUGCAAUAUUGAUAUGAGUAAUAAUUCACAUAUUUUGAAUUCUGUUUUGAUGGAUUUAUAUAGUUGUAAAUAUUAAACUUUAUGCAGUAUUUUUGUUUAUGUAAAUAAAGCUUUGUAACUAAA